Messenger RNA from Fusarium redolens, 1606 nucleotides. Its product is annotated as CDP-alcohol phosphatidyltransferase-domain-containing protein. Gene Ontology annotation, cellular component: Golgi apparatus; membrane. The record is from RefSeq and is a predicted model, not a curated record. Gene Ontology annotation, biological process: phosphatidylinositol biosynthetic process. NCBI's taxonomy places the organism in Eukaryota, Fungi, Ascomycota, Sordariomycetes, Hypocreales, Nectriaceae. The transcript is spliced from 3 exons. The coding region runs from base 460 to 1389 and encodes 309 amino acids. Gene Ontology annotation, molecular function: CDP-diacylglycerol-inositol 3-phosphatidyltransferase activity.
CUGAAUUUACACGCAGCCAAGCUCUAAACAUGUCCGAGUCUACCGAAAACCCACCCCCUGUUGUUCGCUUGGCGGGAGCAUCUCAUGGAAAGGGAGCCUCUAACCUAAGCUUACCUAUCUGCCUUCCGCCGCUCGUCAUCACACAGUGAUUUCCUCCACUUGACUCGAGUUUUUGGAGCUUCCUCUUUGAUUAUAUUUUUCUUCCUUCACAUCCGCUCCUUCUGACAUCUUCAACGAGUCUCUUUUGUAAACCUUCCGCGAAGCGCGACAACUCUAUAAAAUCACACUUGGCCACUUCGAUAGCUUCAACAGCGCCAAGUAAUCCCUGCCCCUUUCGCAGAUUCUGUCCGUUAUCUCGGUCCAAACUCCGCCGCUGCAUGAUAAGCCACACUACCUUGAUAAUCACGACAACUUGAAGCUUCAUCUUCCACAUACAAUAAUACAAACCCCAUUGAUACCAUGAGCCCACGAACUCGACGACAGGCCGCAAAGGCCCAAAGCACUUCCUCUGAUUCCGAGCCUGAAGUUAGAUCCAACGGUAACGGGUCUGCCAACGGCGUCGCGGAUGCUUCGGACGAUGCCCCUCGCGAGAACAUCUUCCUUUUCAUCCCCAACAUUAUUGGCUACGCGCGCAUCGUCCUUGCUAUCGCGUCACUCUACUACAUGCCCCUCCAUCCUCGCACUUGCUCGUUCCUCUACAGCGUCUCAUGUCUUCUCGAUGCCCUCGAUGGCUAUGCCGCGCGUAUCUACGAACAGUCUACUCGCUUCGGCGCUGUUCUUGAUAUGGUCACCGAUCGCUGUACUACAGCCUGUCUUAUCGUCUUCCUCUCCUCCGCCUUCCCUCGAUGGGCCAUUGUUUUCCAGGGCUUGAUUGCUCUUGACCUUGCCAGCCACUACAUGCACAUGUAUGCUACGCUUGUUAUCUCAGGCACCAACGCCAGCCACAAGAGCAUUGACGAGAGCAAGAACUGGCUACUGCGCCUCUACUACACCAACAAGAAUGUCCUCUUCGCCCUUUGCGCUCUCAACGAGCUCUUCUUCAUCGCUCUCUACCUCCUCUGCUUCUCGUCUCCUCUCGUCUCGCCCUACCUCAUCAAGCCUAUCCAGACUGUCGGUGCCGAGCUUCAGGCCGGUGCUCAAGUCAACACUUCGAUCCUCGCCCAGAUCUUCCCCGAUCCCUUCAGCCCUGCGGCUCUCGAACUUGCCCGUGCGAACAAGAUGGAUUCUACAGUGCCUUGGAUAAUUGCCGGCGUUAGCUUCCCUUUUAUGUUCCUCAAGCAGUUCAUCAACUGCGUUCAGCUUUACAAUGCCAGCUUGGGCCUCGCUGAGAUCGAUCUCAAGAGUCGCCGGGAGCUGGGUCUCCCCCGCCCCAAGCCCAAGGAAGCUUAAAUUUGACAAGCUCUUUUCUAUUGGUCUCCUUGAAAUUCGAAUAACUCGAAUAGAUAGGACGAUCAUUUUCUUAACCAUAAGAAAUCUAGCAGAUUCUACCAACUACCAUUUUUUUGUGACUGAGGAGACGGCCUGUUUCAAGUUGUGUCUUCAGUCUGUUUCAACAUGCUCUGUCUUGUCAGGGAGCAAUCAAGUAGGGAUUAUUGGAGGGGAAUAC